This is a messenger RNA of Colletotrichum costaricense, 225 nucleotides long. RefSeq lists its product as uncharacterized. Bases 1 to 225 code for a protein of 74 amino acids. The record is from RefSeq and is a predicted model, not a curated record. The transcript has a single exon. Lineage: Eukaryota; Fungi; Ascomycota; Sordariomycetes; Glomerellales; Glomerellaceae.
AUGCAAACCUUAUCGUUCCGGUCCGCAACCGGACACUCUGGACGGGACAGUACCUGUGGAUCUAUGGGUCCUCUCUGUGAUAAUCUUAGCACUCACUGUCAAACAGGAGAACCCAAGACUCAGAAUGGGUUUCAGUCAUGGAAAGUUCUUGACCCGAAGAAAAGCAAUAGAAGACAGAUGACCAGCAGGAGCAAGUCAUCAAUCCGGGCCACCAAUCUCACGUAA